AAAGGAUCAUGGACCGAGGAGGAGGAGUGUAGUUUUCUUGUACAACAACAACACAUCCCAUUUCGGAUAAAACAGAUCGAAGCUUUUUUUUUUUUUUUUUAUCAAUCGGAGAAAAAAAUAUGGAGAAAGCGAUCGAGAGACAACGGGUUCUUCUUGAACAUCUCCGUCCUUGUUCUUCUUCUUCUCACAGUUUCGAGGCUUCUCUCUCCGCUUCUGCUUGCUUGGCUGGGGACAGUGCUGCUUAUCAGAGGACCUCUCUCUAUGGAGAUGAUGUUGUCAUUGUCGCGGCACAUAGGACUCCACUAUGCAAGGCCAAACGUGGCAACUUCAAGGAUACGUAUCCGGAUGAUUUGCUUGCACCUGUUUUGAGGGCAUUGAUAGAGAAGACAAAUAUAAACCCAAGUGAAGUAGGUGACAUUGUGGUGGGUACUGUUUUGGCACCUGGAUCUCAGAGAGCCAGUGAAUGCAGGAUGUCUGCCUUCUAUGCUGGUUUCCCUGAAACCGUGGCCGUCAGAACUGUGAAUAGACAGUGCUCUUCUGGGCUUCAGGCUGUUGCUGAUGUAGCCGCUGCCAUUAAAGCUGGAUUUUAUGACAUUGGUAUCGGGGCUGGUUUGGAGUCCAUGACUACCAAUCCAAUGGCAUGGGAAGGUUCAGUCAACCCAGCGGUGAAGAAGUUUGUACAAGCACAGAAUUGUCUUCUUCCUAUGGGUGUGACUUCAGAAAAUGUAGCUCAACGCUUUGGUGUCUCUAGGCAGGAGCAAGAUCAAGCUGCUGUUGACUCGCACAGAAAGGCAGCUGCAGCUACUGCUGCUGGUAAAUUCAAGGAUGAGAUAAUUCCUGUUAAGACCAAGCUUGUUGACCCAAAGACAGGUGAUGAGAAAUCUAUUACUGUUUCUGUUGAUGAUGGAAUCCGAGCAAGCACAACCCUUGCUACUCUUGGAAAGCUGAAGCCAGUGUUUAAGAAGGAUGGCACCACAACUGCUGGAAAUUCCAGCCAAGUAAGUGAUGGUGCAGGAGCCGUGCUCCUGAUGAAGAGAAGUGUUGCAAUGCAAAAGGGACUUCCCGUUCUUGGUGUAUUCAGGACAUUUGCGGCAGUUGGUGUUGACCCAGCAAUCAUGGGAAUCGGUCCAGCAGUUGCCAUUCCUGCUGCAGUUAAGGCGGCUGGUUUAGAACUAGAUGACAUCGACUUGUUUGAGAUCAACGAGGCAUUUGCAUCUCAGUUUGUUUAUUGCCGUAACAAAUUGGGACUUGACCCAGAGAAAAUCAAUGUCAAUGGAGGCGCACUGGCCAUAGGACAUCCUUUGGGCGCCACAGGAGCACGUUGUGUUGCUACUUUGUUGCACGAAAUGAAACGCCGUGGAAAAGACUGCCGUUUUGGUGUAGUGUCAAUGUGCAUUGGGACGGGAAUGGGUGCAGCGGCUGUGUUUGAGAGAGGAGAUGGAGUUGAUGAGCUUCGCAACGCAAGGAAAGUGGAAGCACAAGGCCUUUUGUCCAAGGACGCUCGCUAAAGAUGACGCUGUGGCAAAACCCUCCCUAUUCACUCUCCACAUAUUUGAUCUCACCUCUCUCUUCUGGUCCUCAUUUCCCUUUCUUCAUCAGAUAUUAUUAUAGUUUUGAAUAAAGCACACAACCAAUGUUUGCCUGAGCGUCUUGUGUUCUUCUUGACCAGGUCAUGUGUUUUUUAGUAUUUUUUUUACGUGAAGGGGGAUACAAUCUUUAAAUCUUUAUAGUAUGUAUUAAGAACGUUGGUCUUCUUCUUGAAUAUCAGUUGUUGCUUCUAGAAAUUUUAGAUUUUUUGGGCUGUCAACAACUUUUAGAUUUCAAUGAAACUUUCAACAGAGUCAGGAGUUCCGACUUGUGUUGGUGUUUGAUUAUUUCAA
Messenger RNA from Camelina sativa (false flax), 1880 nucleotides. Its product is annotated as 3-ketoacyl-CoA thiolase 2, peroxisomal. Gene Ontology annotation, cellular component: peroxisome. Gene Ontology annotation, molecular function: acetyl-CoA C-acyltransferase activity. The record is from RefSeq and is a predicted model, not a curated record. Gene Ontology annotation, biological process: phenylacetate catabolic process; fatty acid beta-oxidation. Lineage: Eukaryota; Viridiplantae; Streptophyta; Magnoliopsida; Brassicales; Brassicaceae.